Molecule: messenger RNA, 905 nt
Organism: Helianthus annuus (common sunflower)
Lineage: Eukaryota; Viridiplantae; Streptophyta; Magnoliopsida; Asterales; Asteraceae
Product: polyadenylate-binding protein 2
Exons: 6
Coding region: 60-698 (212 amino acids)
Molecular function (GO): RNA binding
Source: RefSeq, a predicted model, not a curated record
AUGACGGGUAGAGUGGCGUGAGGAGGGAGGGAGGGAAAUCAGAUCAAGAUCAAGAUCAGAUGGAGGAAGAAGAGCACGAGGUGUACGGAGGAGACAUCCCUGAUGUAGAGGCAGACGUCGAUAUGCCCACCGCACCACCAGACGAUGACGCCGUUAAGGAGUUGGAUGAGAUGAAGAAACGUUUGAAGGAGAUGGAGGAAGAAGCUGCCGCUCUUCGCGAGAUGCAAGCCAAAGUUGAGAAAGAAAUGGGUGCUGCUGCUGCUGCUGUUCAAGAUCCUGCUGCUACCCAGGCAAGCAAGGAGGAGGUGGAUACCAGGUCCAUAUUUGUUGGCAAUGUUGAUUAUGCUUGUACCCCUGAAGAAGUUCAACAGCAUUUCCAGUCUUGUGGGACUGUGAACAGGGUCACCAUCCUUACUGAUAAAUUUGGUCAACCAAAGGGUUUUGCUUAUGUGGAGUUUCUUGAAGUGGAAGCUGUUCAAGAGGCUCUCACCCUUAGUGAAUCUGAGCUACAUGGCCGACAACUUAAGGUAAUGGCUAAAAGGACAAAUGUACCUGGAAUGAAGCAAUUCCGUGGGAGGCGUUUCAAUCCUUACAGAGGAUUUCGGAGGCCAUACGUACCUCCUUAUUUCUAUUCCCCAUAUGGAUACGGAAAAGUUCCAAGGUUCAGGAGGCCAUCGCGUUACAUGCCGUAUUAUUAGAAAGACCAACAUGCUGCAGUCUAUUUCUUGGUUGAUCGCGUAUUAUGAAUAUUUAUGGUUUUAAUGGAAGAUGUCCUGAGACUAUAACUUGUUUUGAUGUGUUUGAAAUAUUAAAGAAAUUUGGGGGGAUGAAUAUCAUGUAUCAAGUCAUGGUUAUUUAGAGAUGUAUACUCUGUUUAUUAACCGGAAUAAAUUCAGCUUUUGAUA